CGAUUUAGUCGGCUCGAGUGUCGCUUGCGCGACUCGGCGAUUGGUGGGAUUCAGCGCGAACUCGUUUACCCGCCAUUUUGAAUGCAGCUUGAGGCCCGGGGUGCAGCCGCGAUGUCGGAAUCGGAUAGCGUGGCGGUUGAAAACAACUUGAAAAAUGCAGCAGAAGAGAAAGCCCCUCCUGAGGACAAGCAAGAGGAUGGCAACUCUGCUGAGGAGAGCAGUGAAGAUGAGGAGCCCAAGUUGGGCCUGCUGGACCAGCCGCUGGAGUUGUCUGGGUCUCGGCAGCGCAAGAAGGUUGAGCGCCUGGACGUGAGCUUCCGCACAGCGAGCCGUGAGCGGCCUCCGCCGGAGCAAGGCAAGGGCACUGCCCUGGGCGAGUGCCCCCGCAUCGAGCACAACAUCAGUCGCGAGCGCUCCGAGAGCCUCAAGGUGUUGCACCGGCUGCUCUUUGGACGCCCAGGAGCACCAUCCGAGAUCAAGAAGAACUUGCGCAAGUUCAAUGGGUUUCCUUUUGAGAAGGACUCUGCAGAGUAUCUCAAGAGACAGAAGAUGGUGGCAAAGCUCAAGAAGGCUGCCCAGAAGGACCUGUUGGGCAUGCUUGACUUGGAGAAGAGUGGCACGGUCGAGGAGUGCACGGAUCGCAUCCUCAGCUUCCUGCUCAAGCCCUUCGAUAACAAGAAGCCCCUCCCAGCUGCCAAGAAAGGAAAGAGAAAGUCCUCAACUCCUGGUUCUGCUGGCAAGGGCCAGGCCAAAAAACGAAAGACUGCAACUCCCAAGGCAGAGAAGAAGGGGAAAACAUCUCGAAAACGGCUUACUGACGAUGAUGAAUCUGAGGUCGAGUCUGAGGACUCUGCGCCAAGCGAGGAGGAGGAAGAGGAGGAGGAGGAGCCAGCCAAGAAGGCCAGGAAGAGCACCACUCCGGCCAAGCGGAGGAGAGCAGCGAAGAAGAAAGAGGAGUCUGACGAAGACGAGUCCGACAAGAAGGACGAGUCGGACGACUCAGAUGAAAAAGACGAGGACGAUGAGAAGGACAAAUCCAAUGACAAGGACGAGUCUGAUGAUGAAAAAGAGGACUCCCCACAGAAGAACAACACUGACAAGCAAAAUGAAUCUGAGGAAGAAGACAAAGAGCCCGAAAAGAAGGUCGAAACCCCAAAGAAGGUAGAGACGAACAAGAAGGCUGAGAAAAAAGCCGAGUCUGCCAAGAAGGCCGAGCCUGUAAAGAAGGCGGAGACUGCAAAAAAGACCGAGCCCGCGAAGAAGACCGAGCCCGCAAAGAAAGCCACUCCUGCCAAGAAGGGUCGGAAGAAGCAAGAGUCUGAGGACGAGGACGAAGCAGACGAGAAGCCUGCCACAGAUGGCAAGGCAUCUGCCAAGGCUACUGACUGUACAGAGCCCACGGAAGCAGACAUCAAGGAGCUGAUCAGAGGCAUCCUGGAUGGGGCUGACCUGGAGGAGAUCACCAUGAAGAAGGUCAUUCAUGAGGUCUUCGACAAGUAUCCCAACCAUGACCUCUCUGGCAAAAAGGAGUAUAUCAAGUCAACAGUACGAUCGCUCAUCUCAUGAUUGGGUUCUCAUCCGAAGUCCUUGCAACAGCGCUGAGCAAGGAAUGGUCCCCAACGAGAGUCUUUUUUUAAUCCCAUUUACCUAGACUGAUGCUGCUGCCCUCCUUUUCCAUCGUGUCUUGGCAGGGGCACGCAUUUGUUGGCAUACUGGUUAGGUUCUGUUGGCUGCGUGCAAAGAGCAAUUCACUAGUGGCAGACCGAAUCGUUUUACGAAGAACAAAAUGAAUUCUCUUUCUUCCGCCUCGAUGACCCAGCACAGUGGGGUGAAGCACCAACUAGUUGUGUAGUCGUGGCCAAUUCAUUCUAUUAUGUUGUGCACUCGUGGUAUUUGUUUCAACAUCUCUGGCUGGAAAUUAACUGCCUUUUUUUUUCUGUUACCCAAGCUUGAUUUUGACUUGAUUCAAGUCUAGUGUGCACAAGCCCAGCAUCUGUACUCCGGUGUUCACUUUAUUUUAUGUCAAGUGCAUUGUAUAUAAGCCAUUCACUCAUUGUUGGUCUGCUGCAGUUCUAGAAGUAUAACCUUUUGAAGGGAUUUAAAAGCCACGAUGGCAUUGCUCGGGGGCAAAAAAAUGAUUUUAGUGCAUUGUGUAAUAGUUUUAGCAGCCACAAAGCCUUGUUAAAAUGCCUGAGCUCGUAUCACUUUUGCGAGUGGAAAUAAAGUGGUUUUCAUUUUGCA
Molecule: messenger RNA, 2241 nt
Organism: Rhipicephalus sanguineus (brown dog tick)
Lineage: Eukaryota; Metazoa; Arthropoda; Arachnida; Ixodida; Ixodidae
Product: protein DEK
Exons: 12
Coding region: 82-1566 (494 amino acids)
Biological process (GO): regulation of double-strand break repair; chromatin organization
Cellular component (GO): nucleus
Molecular function (GO): DNA binding; histone binding
Source: RefSeq, a predicted model, not a curated record